CAUCAUUGCAACAUCUACAACAACUCGACUCUCCUCCAUCACCGUCACCCUCGUCGUACCCAUCAACGUCUACAGCGUGCUCCCCGCCGCCGUCCCCCCCGCCGUCGCCUACACAGACCAGCACCAAACUCGCCCUAGCCCUAGCCCUCAUGGCAGCGCAGCAGCAGCCCGCGCAGGCCCUCGCGUCGCACCUCGUCGCGCAGACGCUGAGCAGCGUCGCGCUGCUCGAGAACCUCGGCCUCGUGACGGCCGCCGACGCACAAGUUAUCAGGUCAAAGCUGCCCAACCCGUACGCUACGUUCCCGCAGCUCGCAGCAGCGGCGACGACGACGACGUCGCCUGCGAGCCCUGCGGCUGCUAGCCUGGCAUCGCCGCUCGCCAACCUCAACCUCAACAACAACAACACGCCGCCCAUCGCCGCCGUGUCGCCUCCCCCAGCUGCUGCGCCCGUUGCCGCCCCGCCGCCGUUCAACCCCGACGACACUAAAGCCCGCGGCCGCGCAAUCUGGGACUACGCCGGCACGGAGCACGACGACCUCGCCUUCCGCGCCGGCGACGAGAUCAUCAUCGACGAGGAGGUCAACGCAAACUGGUACCGCGGUCGUGUUGUUCCCUCGGGCGAGAAGGGCCCGCGGGACAAGGUCGGCCUGUUCCCCAGCAACUAUAUCGAGAAGAUCGCGCCAGCAACCACCGCCCAGCGUAACCUGCCCCCUCCUGCGCCCGGACCAGGCGCAAUGACAGGCUACCAGCCCCCCGCGCCGGGCUACCAGCCCCCCGGGCCCGGCCAGCAGCAGCCCUACUACCAGCCCCCAGCGAACGUGCAGUACGGCCAGCCGCCGCCCCAGCAGCCGCAGACGGUCGUGGUCCAGCAGGCCGAGGAGCCCAAGAAGGGUAGCGGGAUCGGAGGCAAGCUCGGCAACGCCGCUGUCCAAGGCGCAGGCUUUGGCUUCGGAGCGUCGAUUGCGUCCAACCUCGUCAACGCGAUUCUUUAGUAGGCGUGCAGGUGUGGUGUUGUGGUGCAUAUGUAGAUUUUGUCGAUGUCAUGUCACGAGUACUACGUCUUU
Vanrija pseudolonga is the source of this 1064-nucleotide messenger RNA. It is a transcript of the gene Pacsin2, whose product is annotated as Protein kinase C and casein kinase substrate in neurons 2 protein. Gene Ontology annotation, molecular function: protein binding. Lineage: Eukaryota; Fungi; Basidiomycota; Tremellomycetes; Trichosporonales; Trichosporonaceae. The record is from RefSeq and is a predicted model, not a curated record. The transcript is spliced from 3 exons. Bases 150 to 992 code for a protein of 280 amino acids.